CAGGUCCUGCCAAGUCGCCCACUUCCGCUUCCGGCCAGCGCGCGUCUCCUAUCGUUUCUUAGGCAUUGGUCCCAGGAGUAUGGGAAGCAGUCAGGCCCUGGACAGUGAAGGUGGAGGCAGGUCCUUGUGACCUCAGGUGUCCAUCUGACACUCCUUGUAAGAUCUUGGAAAGUCUCAAGAAUGAAGAAGGCCUAGAUCUUCUGCUUCUCCAGCUUAGGAAGAUGGGAGAAGAAAUAACAUUGCUGAUGCUCUCAAAAAACAUGGGAGAGGAGACCACGGAGACCUUGACCUCAAGGCAUGGGGAGAGAACUGUGCAUUCUCAAGCCUCAGCCCUUUUCCAACACAGCGGGGACAAGACCAAGUUUCAGGAGCCAUUGACCUUCAAGGACGUGGCCGUGAUCUUCACGGAGGAGGAGCUGGGGCUGCUGGACUCCGCCCAGAGGAAGCUGUACCGAGACGUGAUGCUGGAGAACUUCAGAAACCUAGUCUCAGUGGGAGACAAGAAUGAAAAGGAGAUGGAGAAUAUUCAAGAAAGGGAAUUAAAGUUCCUUUCACGCAGAGAGCUCUCCUACUUGAAAAUCUGGGAACAGAUGGCUGAUGAAUUAACUAAGAGUCAAGACCAUAGAGUAAAUCUUCAAGACAAAGAUUGCCAGUUCUCAGAAGAUGCUUCUCUCUGUCAGGAGUGGGAAGGAACAUCUACUCGGGGUUCACAAACUGAAAAUUUUGUGGAUAGUCUUCAAGAUGAUGGGCCCUUUAAUUUGGAAAUUCAAGCGUUUCCAGCCUGGAAAAUUGUAAGACUGGUCUCCAUUCAAGAACCUUGGAUGACAGCCUUUGUGAAUGAGCCAUGGAAUGUUCUAGAAAGGUGUAAAACACUUGACAUGGAAGAUAUAAUACAUAAAUAUGACUGGGAUGGCUAUGGCUUCAGCUGGAUGUCAAGUUGUCACAAUGACCACAGAUCAGCUGAAAGAGAGAAACCAUAUCAUUGCGAUCGAUGUAGAAAAGACUUCAUUAAAGAGUCCGUACUUCAUCACCCCAACCCCAGAGAUAAUGGCUUGAAAAGUGAUGAAUGUAGAAAUGGUUUCAGGGAUGAUUCAAACCAUCCCACUUAUCCAAGAGUGCCCUUAAAAGAGAAACCCUAUAAAUAUCAUGAGUUUGGUAAGGGCUUGAGGCAGGCUGCCUGUCUUGAGAGACAUCAAAGAGUUCCCACAGGCGAGAAAUCCUUGAAAAGUAAUGAGAGCGAUCGGGCCUUCAGGCAGAACACACGUCUUCACAAACGUGCCGGGGUCCACGCGGGAGAGAUGCCCUACAGGUGCGAUGUGUGUGGGAAGGGAUUCAGGUACAAAUCAGUUCUUCUUAUUCACCAGGGAAUACACACGGGAAAGAAACCCUACAAAUGUGAGGAGUGUGGGAAGGCCUUCAGUCGAAGCUCGAAUCUGCUUGUCCAUCAGAGAGUCCAUACUGGAGAGAAACCGUACAAAUGCAGCGAGUGUGGAAAAGGCUUCAGCUACAGCUCGGUGCUUCAGGUCCAUCAGAGGCUGCACACAGGGGAGAAGCCCUACACGUGCAGCGAGUGUGGCAAAGGAUUCUGCGCCAGGUCUGCGCUACACAAGCAUCAGCACAUCCACCUGGGAGAAAAACCCUACCGUUGUAUCGACUGUGGACAGGGAUUCACUUGUCGCCCCCAUCCCAGCAGUCAUCAGAAGACACACACAGGAGAGAAACCCUGCCAAUGUGAUGGGUGUGACAAAGGUUUCAGUCACAACUCGUACCUUCAGGCUCACCGGCGAGUUCACCCGGGGCAGCGCCUCUAUGAAUGCGAGGUGUGUGGUAAGAGUUUCAGUUAUAGCUCAGGGCUCCUCGUGCAUCAGAGGCUGCACACGGGAGAGAAACCCUACAAAUGCGAGUGUGGGAAGGGCUUCAGCCGCACCUCAGACCUCCAUGUCCAUCAGAGAGUCCACACAGGAGAGAAACCCUAUAAAUGUGUGGAGUGUGGGAAGGGCUUCCGGCGGAAUUCAGACCUUCAUAGUCACCAGAGGGUCCACACGGGAGAGAGGCCCUACAUAUGUGACGUGUGUGGGAAGGGCUUUAUAUACAGCUCUGACCUCCUCGUCCAUCGGAGGGUCCACACGGGAGAGAAACCCUACAAGUGUGCCGAGUGUGGCAAAGGCUUCAGUUAUAGCUCACGGCUUCUCAUUCACCAGAGGGUCCACACAGGCGAGAAACCUUACAAGUGCGAGGAGUGUGGAAAGGGCUUUCGAUGCACCUCAAGUCUUCACAAACAUCAGCGAGUCCACACGGGAAAGAAGCCGUAUACGUGUGAUCAGUGUGGCAGGGGAUUCAGUUACGGCUCCAAUCUUCGCACCCACCGGAGACUGCACACAGGGGAGAAACCCUACAUGUGUUAUGAAUGUGGAAAGGGCUUCAGAUACGGCUCAGGUCUCCUCAGUCAUAAGAGAGCGCACACUGGAGAGAAACCAUAUCGAUGUGACGUGUGUGGGAAGGGCUUCGGCCAAAGCUCCUGUCUUCAUGUCCAUCAGCGGGUCCACACUGGGGAGAAGCCCUAUAAGUGUGAGAAGUGUGGGAAGGGUUUCAGUUACAGCUCAGGUCUGCGAAAUCAUCAGAGAGCACAUUUAAGUGAGAAACCUUGUAAGGAGGGGUGAAUUGAGGUCUCCACUUAGAACUCAGAACUCUGUGUUCAUCUGGGAGCCCACACAGGAGAAAACCUUGAUGAACAUGUUAUGGAGGGAGGGCUGCAGUAAAGCCUGGCAUUUUCAUAGGCAGCAGCUCGUCUGCAUAGGAAGGAAAGAUCUGGAAGUUCUUGAGCACUUCAGUCACAGACUUCACUCUUCAAGAGUAUUGCACAGCAGAGUGGUCCUUAAAGAAAUGGCUAUGGCAGUGGCUUCAGUAAAAAUUGUCACUUUCAUCAGAGUUGGGAGCUGUUAGAA
Messenger RNA from Hipposideros armiger (great roundleaf bat), 2945 nucleotides. RefSeq names its product zinc finger protein 229 (gene ZNF229). The transcript is spliced from 5 exons. Gene Ontology annotation, molecular function: RNA polymerase II cis-regulatory region sequence-specific DNA binding; DNA-binding transcription activator activity, RNA polymerase II-specific. The coding region runs from base 222 to 2660 and encodes 812 amino acids. Gene Ontology annotation, cellular component: nucleus. Gene Ontology annotation, biological process: regulation of transcription by RNA polymerase II. The record is from RefSeq and is a predicted model, not a curated record. Lineage: Eukaryota; Metazoa; Chordata; Mammalia; Chiroptera; Hipposideridae.